Molecule: messenger RNA, 871 nt
Organism: Harmonia axyridis
Lineage: Eukaryota; Metazoa; Arthropoda; Insecta; Coleoptera; Coccinellidae
Product: calcium and integrin-binding protein 1-like
Exons: 5
Coding region: 152-706 (184 amino acids)
Molecular function (GO): calcium ion binding
Source: RefSeq, a predicted model, not a curated record
AACAUUUCUUCUGUAAACUUGAGUUGAACAGCUGAGAAACAAUAAGGUUAAGUACUCACAAAUAUAAACAAAUAAACAAAAUUAACUAACAAAAGGUGAAAUCUUUGAAGUAUUGAAGAAUAUCUGGUUUUAUUUAGAAAUAAAUUCAAUUAUGGGUCAGGGAAAAAGCCAAUUCACUGAAGAAGAAUUGCAAGAUUACCAGGAUUUGACCUAUUUCACUAAACGGGAGGUUUUGUAUGCUCAUCAGAAAUUCAAAUCCCUUGCGCCUGAAAAAGUGGGACAUAGUAAAAAUUCCAAGCUUCCAAUGAAUAAAAUUUUACAAUACCCAGAAUUGAGCGUGAAUCCGUUUGGUGAUAGAAUAUGUAAGGUUUUCAGUUCUAGUAAUGAUGGAGAUUGUACUUUUGAGGAUUUUCUUGACAUGAUGUCAGUACUAAGUGAUGCUGCUCCAAAAUCUGUUAAAGCAGAACAUGCGUUCAGAAUAUUUGAUUUUGACGGAGAUGACAUGCUCGGGAUGUCUGACCUUAAGAAAGUUAUAGAAAGAUUAGUUGACAAAAACCAUUUGAAAGAGUCUGAAACCCAAUUUUUAAUAGAUAAUAUACUUGAAGAAGCUGAUUUGGAUGAUGAUGGAGCUCUCUCCUUCGCAGAAUUUGAACAUAUUAUUGAUAGAUCAUCCGAUUUUAUGAGUGUUUUCAGGAUAAGGCUGUAGAAUACCUUCUGCGACGAGAAUCUCUACCAACUAGUCAUGGGGUUACUACUUGCUGCUAUUUGUAUCAAAUUUUAACAUAGAGUAAUUUUCAGCUCUUUUGUGAUAUUUUUAUAAUUUUAGUAAUCAUAAUAAUGGUAAUAAUUCCAAUAAAUGAUUUGAAAUUCA